Molecule: messenger RNA, 1116 nt
Organism: Propithecus coquereli (Coquerel's sifaka)
Lineage: Eukaryota; Metazoa; Chordata; Mammalia; Primates; Indriidae
Gene: TRAM1L1
Product: translocation associated membrane protein 1-like 1
Exons: 1
Coding region: 1-1116 (371 amino acids)
Biological process (GO): SRP-dependent cotranslational protein targeting to membrane, translocation; protein insertion into ER membrane
Cellular component (GO): endoplasmic reticulum membrane
Source: RefSeq, a predicted model, not a curated record
AUGGGGUUCCGCAAGAAGAGCACCCGGAACCCGCCGGUCCUGAGCCAGGAGUUCAUCCUGCAGAAUCACGCGGACAUCGUGUCCUGCGUGGGCAUGUUCUUCGUGCUGGGGCUGAUGUUCGAGGGCACAGCGGAGGCGUCCAUCGUCUUCCUCACGCUGCAGCAUGGCGUCGUGGUCCCCGCGGCGGAAGAGCACGCCGCGGGCUCCAGGUCCCUGUACCAUUAUGGGGCCAAAGACCUGGCCACGAUUUUCUUCUACAUGCUGGUGGCGAUCAUCCUGCACGCCACCAUCCAGGAGUACGUGCUGGAUAAGAUCAACAGGAGGAUGCAGUUCACCAAAGCGAGGCAGAACAAGUUCAACGCGUCCGGCCAGUUCAGCGUGUUCUACUUCGUCUCGUGCGUCUGGGGCGCGGUCGUGCUGGUCUCUGAGAACUGCCUGGCCGACCCCGCGCUCCUGUGGAGGGCGCAGCCCCACAGCAUGAUGACCUUCCAGAUGAAGUUCUUCUAUAUCUCGCAGCUGGCUUACUGGUUCCACGCCUUUCCCGAGCUCUACUUCCAGAAAACCAAAAAACAAGACGUCCCCGGGCAGCUUGUGUACAUCGGCCUCCACCUGUUCCACAUCACGGGCGCUUACCUGCUGUACCUGAACCACCUGGGGCUCCUGCUUCUGGUGCUGCACUACUUCGUGGAAUUGCUCUCCCACAUGUGCGGCCUGUUUUAUUUUAGCGACGAGAAGUACCAGAAAGGGAUCUCUCUGUGGGCCAUUGUGUUCAUUUUGGGUAGACUCGUGACUUUAAUCGUCUCGGUCCUGACCGUUGGGUUUCACUUGGCUGGAUCGCAUAGUCGGAAUCCAGAUUCCGUGACUGGAAACGUAAACGUAUUGGCAGCUAAAAUCGCUGUUUUGUCCUCCAGUUGCACUAUCCAGGCAUACAUAACAUGGAACUUAAUCACUCUGUGGUUUCAGAGAUGGAUAGAGGAUUCUAAUCUUCAGGCCUCAUUUGUGAAGAAGAAACGGUCCCUGAGUAAAGGCAAGUCUUCUAAAAAAGGAACAGAAAAUGGAGUGGAAACUUCACAUAGAGUAGACUUUGCCCCAAAGCGGAAAGAGAAAUCCUCAUAA